AUGCAAACUGGAUCUGAGAAUUACACUAAAGAGUUGGUCGACACAGAGGCGAGUCCAGAGACAGAGGUUAGUGAGAGCAGUAACAAGGCAGCAGUGGGAGGACUCUCGCCGUAUGCUGACUCGUCAAGAGGGACUGCCAGAAAAGGGCAGCGUGGCAAGUUGGCUGACAAAUCCCGCCCG
Molecule: messenger RNA, 180 nt
Organism: Perkinsus marinus ATCC 50983
Lineage: Eukaryota; Perkinsozoa; Perkinsida; Perkinsidae
Exons: 1
Source: RefSeq, a predicted model, not a curated record